This is a messenger RNA of Brassica napus (rape), 782 nucleotides long. Its product is annotated as 40S ribosomal protein S12-1-like. Lineage: Eukaryota; Viridiplantae; Streptophyta; Magnoliopsida; Brassicales; Brassicaceae. Bases 125 to 559 code for a protein of 144 amino acids. The record is from RefSeq and is a predicted model, not a curated record. The transcript has 5 exons. Gene Ontology annotation, biological process: translation. Gene Ontology annotation, molecular function: structural constituent of ribosome. Gene Ontology annotation, cellular component: ribosome; cytosolic small ribosomal subunit.
CCUAUAAAACCCUAAUAUAUAAAUUCUUUACUCAAUUUUCGCUUCCUUUCUACUCGCCCUCGUCGUACCCUCUUCAGAGAUUCAAAAGGACUUCCGGCUUUACUCAUAAAUUCAGAGAGUCACCAUGUCUGGGGAAGAAGCUGCUCCUGCUGUUGUUGUUCCUCCUGCUGCUGAGCCAGCUGCAAUUCCAGAGGACAUGGAUCUGUUGACUGCAUUGGAGCUGACUCUAAGGAAAGCCCGUGCUCACGGUGGUGUGACUCGUGGUCUCCAUGAAAGCGCCAAGCUUAUCGAGAAGCGUGUUGCUCAGCUCUGUGUCUUGGCUGAAGACUGCAACCAGCCCGAUUACGUCAAGCUUGUCAAAGCUCUAUGCGCUGAUCACAACAUCAACUUGCUUACUGUUCCAAGUGCCAAAACCCUCGGUGAAUGGGCUGGUCUUUGCAAGAUCGAUUCAGAGGGUAAUGCAAGGAAGGUUGUUGGAUGCUCGUGCCUUGUUGUCAAGGAUUACGGUGAGGAGACAACUGCACUCAACAUCGUCAAGAAGCAUAUUGAAUCUAACUAAAAUCAGCAAAGUCAGAUUUCAGAUGCUAUUUCCUCUUGUUUUCUUUGUUUUUUUUUUUUGUUAUUAUACUUGUUUAGUUGACAUGUCUUGAUAUUGUUUGGGACAACAACUUUUUGAUGUUAUCUAGCUCAUAUUUAAAACUCGCCAAUUCACACAUCAGAAGUUUAUGUAAUCUGCUCCCAUGGGAAAAUUAUACGUUCCAAUAAACUUGGAUUUUGAUACA